This is a messenger RNA of Candidozyma haemuli, 1518 nucleotides long. It is a transcript of the gene ALT1, whose product is annotated as alanine transaminase. NCBI's taxonomy places the organism in Eukaryota, Fungi, Ascomycota, Pichiomycetes, Serinales, Metschnikowiaceae. The record is from RefSeq and is a predicted model, not a curated record. Gene Ontology annotation, biological process: biosynthetic process. The transcript has a single exon. The coding region runs from base 1 to 1518 and encodes 505 amino acids. Gene Ontology annotation, molecular function: L-alanine:2-oxoglutarate transaminase activity; pyridoxal phosphate binding.
AUGUCUCCGCUGCUUAUCUCUCGCAGAUGCCAGUCUUCUUUCCUGCCAGCUCCUCCAUUCACCAUCAAGGACUUGAAUGAGUCCACCCUCGAAGCAAAGUAUGCUGUACGUGGUAAGAUCCCUAUUCGUGCCGACGAAUUGAGGUCGGAAAUCGAUACCAAUCCUUCCCACGGCUUGCCUUACGACCGUAUCAUCAGUGCCAACAUUGGUAACCCUCAGCAAUUGGACCAGAAGCCCUUGUCCUGGUACAGACAAGUCUUGUCGUUGAUUCAGUACCCAACACUUAUCAGCAAGAUUGAAAAGUUGGAACCUUCUGUUCGUGAACACUUGUACCCAUCUGACACUGUGGAGCGUGCCCGUAAGCUCCUAAAGUCCACCGGUUCUGUCGGUGCCUACUCCCAUUCCCAAGGUGACGCUGGCAUCCGUAGAUCGGUUGCUAACUUCAUUGAAAAGAGAGACGGUUAUGCUGCUGACCCUACUGAUAUCUUCUUGACCGGUGGUGCUUCCGCUGCUGUUUCUUACUUGAUCCAGGUUUUGUCCUCCAACGACAAGUCUGGUUUCUUGAUCCCAAUUCCUCAGUACCCAUUGUAUACCGCAUCGAUUGCCUUGAAUAAUGCUGUCCCAAUUGGCUACCUCUUGAACGAAGAGAAGGAAUGGUCUACCGACCCUAACGAGAUUCGUGAAUUGAUUGCUGAAAACAAGGAAAAGGGUGUCACCAUCAAGGCUUUGGUCGUUAUCAACCCAGGUAACCCAACCGGUGCUAUCUUGAAGGAACAAGAUAUUGUCGAGCUUAUCAACAUUGCUGCUGAACACGGUCUUGUCCUUAUCGCUGAUGAGGUUUACCAGGAGAACGUCUUCCACGGCGAGUUCGUUUCCGUCAAGAGGGUCUUGUCUAAGUUGCUCGAGAAGGAUAAUGAAUUGUACAAGCACGUUCAGCUUGCUUCUUUGCAUUCCACCUCCAAGGGUGUCAGUGGCGAGUGUGGCCAGCGUGGUGGCUACAUGGAAUUGGUUGGUUUCACCCGUGAGGUCCGUGACAUUAUCUUCAAAUUAGCAUCCAUCAACCUUUGUUCUGUCGUGUCCGGUCAGGCCCUUGUGGAACUUAUGAUCAACCCACCAAAGCAGGGUGACCCAUCUUAUGAAUUAUACCACCACGAGACUCUGAGCAUACACAAGGACCUUGAGAAGAGAGCCCUGCUGUUGUACGAGGCUUUUAGCAAGAUGGCUGAUGUUAGCUGUCAAAAGCCACAAGGUGCCAUGUACCUUUUCCCACGCUUGAACUUUUCAAAGGAGAGCUACCCUUCUUUGUUCAAGAAGGCUGAUGAGAUGAACUUGACGAUUGAUGAACUUUAUUGUACCGAAUUAUUGGAGAAGACUGGUAUCUGUUGCGUUCCUGGUAACGGGUUUGGCCAGGCACCAGGCACUGCUCACUUGAGAACUACCUUCUUACCUCCAGGAACCGAAUGGAUUAGUAGCUGGGCUUCAUUCCAUGAAAAGUUCGUUGAACACUUCAAGCAGUGA